GAGCAGAGGAGAGCAAGUGACCGGGCGGCGGAGGCGGCGGCGAUAUGCAGUUCUUGCGGGGCGGCGGCGGCGGGGGAGGAGGAGGGGCGAUGGGGACGAUGGCGUGGGAGGUGGUGAAGAGGCACUUCUCGCGGAAGAGGGCGGUGGACGUGCGGCGGAUCAACCCCAAGGUGCCCAAGGAGGAGGCCGUGGCCAUCUCCGGCCGCCUGCUCCAGAUCCUCGCCGACCACGGGCCCCUCACCGUCGGCAACACCUGGAACCACGCCAAGGAUGCCAGCAUCGACGGCCUGAACAGCAAGACCCACAUGAAGAUCCUGCUGAAAUGGAUGUGGGGGAGAAGGAUCAUCAAGCUGUCCUGCACGCAGGCCGGAAACACCAAGAAGUUCCUCUACUCCCCGUUCACCGCCGCCGACUCCGAGGCAGCGGCUGAAGAGCCAUCGCCACCGGAGCCACAGCAGCCAAAGAAGAAGCAAGGCGGUAAUAAACACGGGAAAGGGCAACCCAAGAAACAACGGGCGGCUGCAGCUUAACGCCGGUUGCCCGAGAACGUUCACGCUUUCGGCCAUUUUGCUGUUGUUGUGGGUUUUUUUUAUGACACCAAAUAGUUUAAAAGAAGAUUGUGAUGAACCAUUGCGUGGAGGCAAAUUUUAUGCUGGCAGGCCGGUGGCUAUUUGCUCUGUGUUGUACUUCUGUAGUAGACAUUGUGGUAGCUCAGUUAAGCUAUGUGGUAGAAAUAAUGGUAUAAAUCUAGCAGUGUCAUGCUUGAGACAGCACUGUCUUUUUUUCUAGGGGAGUCAGAAGAACAGAAUGGAACUGUGUGUCUGUGUGUCUCUGGGUUACAACCGUGUGCAGUUCUUGGGCUGGGCCAUUUGCAUUUCCAGCCAGAGGAGAAAGGUUUCAGGUUUCCUUCUUUCA
Molecule: messenger RNA, 915 nt
Organism: Brachypodium distachyon (stiff brome)
Lineage: Eukaryota; Viridiplantae; Streptophyta; Magnoliopsida; Poales; Poaceae
Exons: 2
Coding region: 45-530 (161 amino acids)
Source: RefSeq, a predicted model, not a curated record